Oncorhynchus mykiss (rainbow trout) is the source of this 5384-nucleotide messenger RNA. The record is from RefSeq and is a predicted model, not a curated record. Lineage: Eukaryota; Metazoa; Chordata; Actinopteri; Salmoniformes; Salmonidae.
AGUUCCGCGCAGGCGCGCUUUGUUCUUCACAAUAAAGGACACGGCAGAAUUGUGCAGUCUAGACGACAACUUCUGUGUCCGUUUCAAAUAUAUUACUACUGGUAUGUAAUAGCACGUUAUAAUAUCGAAAAAACAUGUCAUAACAUGCUAGGUAACAACUACGUCAAGGUAUUAUCACGUUUGAUGAAGGUUUUAUGUGCUAUUUUUGUGUCAAACCGCGUGAGUGAACGUGGUCACUUUUUUUUUACAAGUCACAUAGUUUGGGUUAGUCUGAGUGGAUGUAUAUCAUUUUCUCAAGACCGACUCAGAUUAAGUCUGAGGCCGGUAACAUCAACAGUGAAGACAAACCCAGCCUGCCUCUCUCCUUCCACACUGUGUCCAAACCUACAGUCACUGGGUCCUGAUUGUGACAGUGGAGCCCAGUUUGCACUGCAGGAUCCAGAGAUGGCAUCAGUGAAGCUGGAAGACUGCAGUCAAACACUGGAGCUGAAUGUCAACAUUAAAGAUGAAGAAGAGGAGGAGAAGAUUGAGAAAUCUGUUUCUCAUGACUCAGGUAUGAGGUCGAUAACAUCAACAGUGAAGACAAACCCAGCCCUCCUCUCUCCUUCCACACUGAGUCCAAACCUACAGUCACUGGGUCCUGAUUGUGACAGUGGAGCCCAUUUUGCACUGCAGGAUCCAGAGAUGGCAUCAGUGAAGCUGGAAGACUGCAGUCAAACACUGGAGCUGAAUGUCAACAUUAAAGAUGAAGAAGAGGAGGAGAAGAUUGGGACAUCUGUUUCUCAUGACUCAGGUAUGAGGCCGGUAACAUCAACAGUGAGGACAAACCCAGCCUGCCUCUCUCCUUCCACACUGAGUCCAAACCUACAGUCACUGGGUCCUGAUUGUGACAGUGGAGCCCAGUUUGUACUGCAGGAUCCAGAGAUGGCAUCAGUGAAGCUGGAAGACUGCAGUCAAACACUGGAGCUGAAUGUCAACAUUAAAGAUGAAGAAGAGGAGGAGAAGAUCGGGAAAUCUGUUUCUCAUGGACGACUAGAAUUAAGUCUGAGGCCAGUAACAUCAACAGUGAGGACAAGCCCAGCCUGCCUCUCUCCUUCCACACGGAGUCCAAACCUACAGUCACUGGGUCCUGAUUGUGACAGUGGAGCCCAGUUUGCACUGCAGGAUCCAGAGAUGGCAUCAGUGAAGCUGGAAGACUGCAGUCAAACACUGGAGCUGAAUGUCAACAUUAAAGAUGAAGAAGAGGAGGAGAAGAUUGGGGAAUCUGUUUCUCAUGGAGACCAUGUUGAGACAUUCUCUACAUCCAGAGAGCAACAGCAGGAAGAUCACAGAGCUAAGAGGUCUCACCACUGCCCACAUUGUGAGGAGAGUUUCCCAAUUCUAUCAAAUCUAAAAACACACCUAAAAAUACACACAGACCAGAAUCUGUAUUCCUGCACAGAUUGUGAGAAGAGAUUCACAACAUCACAUGUUCUGACAGCUCAUCAGAAAGUGCACACUGGAGAGAAGCCAUACUUCUGCUUUGUCUGUGGGGAGAGUUUCUCUCAACAGGGCCAUCUAAAAACCCACCAUCGAAUACACACAAGAGAGAAGCCAUACUCCUGCUUUGACUGUGGGGAGAGUUUCUCUCAACAGGGCCACCUAAAAACCCACCAACGAAUACACACAGGAGAGAAGCCUUACUCCUGCUCUGACUGUGGAAAGAGUUUCUCUCAACUGGGCAGCUUAAAAACACACAAACGUAUACACACAGGAGAGAAGCCUUACUCCUGCUCUUACUGUGGGGAGUGUUUCUCUCAACUGGGCAACUUAAAAACACACGAACGUAUACACACAGGAGAGAAGCCUUUCUCCUGCACUGACUGUGGGAAGAGCUUCACAACAUCACAAGCUCUGACAGUUCAUCAGCGAGUGCACACUGGAGAGAAGCCUUACUACUGCUCUGAAUGUGGAAAGAGUUUCUCCCAAUUGGAUAUGUUAAAAUGUCACCAACGAAUACAUACAGGAGAGAAGCCUUACUCCUGCUCUGACUGUGGUAAGAGUUUCUCUCAACUGGGCAACUUAGAAGCACACCAACGUAUACACACAGGAGAGAAGCCUUACUCCUGCUCUGAGUGUGGGAAGUGCUUCACAACAUCAGCUGAGCUAAAAGUUCAUAAAAGAUCACACACAGGAGAGAAGCCUUACACCUGUUCUGACUGUAGAAAGAGUUUCUCCCGAUUGGAUAUGUUAAAAUGUCAUCAGCGAAUACAUACAGGAGAGAAGCCUUAUUCCUGCUCUGACUGUGGAAAAAGGUUCUCCCAACUGGGCAACUUAGAAGCGCACCAACGUAUACACACAGGAGAGAAGCCUUACUCCUGCUCUGACUGCGGGAAGAGUUUCUCCCGAUUGGAUACCUUAAAACGCCACAAAUGUAUACAUAAAGGGCAGAAGCCUCAUCAGUUCUCUCAGACCAGCUAAGAGAUAAAGUCACUCCAUCACUUAAAGAUGCACUAUGUAGAAAUCACUCCACCAUUUCCUGUGUGUUCAAAUUGCAAUAGUUCUAAAAUAAGCAGUCAUUGUGUCACAGCUAAAAAAAUCUAAACCGCUGUGAAAUAUAUUUUCCAUGAUCAAAAUAUUGUAUUUUCAGCUGUUGUACAAAAAUGGAAGUAAAAAAACUAAACUUCAGAACGGGAAGCAUAGAAAUAGUGCACAUAGAACAGAUCUACUGCUUCUUAGACCGAGAGAAGCCUUACUCCUUGUCUGACUGUGGAAAAGGCUUCACAGCACUGGGUAAUCUAAAAGUUAAUCAGCGAACACACACUGGGGAAAAGCUUGUGUGUACUGCACUGCCUGUGGGAAUAUUUUAUCUCUGUUGGACACCUUAGCUAGGCUUGGGUGUUAUCCAGAUUGUCGUACCUUCAUAUUGACCUUGUGCCAUACCAGAAUAUUAGGUAACUGCACGCAAAAAUAUAUAUAUAUAUUAGACAGCAUAUAAUAGACAGCAUCCAGGAGAAGUUAGCUAACUAACUACUAAAUUAGCAAACCAAAUGCACAACUGCAGAGCAUUUAGCACAUUUUAGACUGUUAACUUAAAGGGAUAUUCCUCAUCUCCAGCACCACCCCAACAUCAACAUGUGAAUAUUGCGUGUUUCUGUAGUAAAAAAAAGAUUGAGGAAGAUAAGUGUUUCUAAUGACAUCAUCGGUGUGCAUCGUGUGAUUUUUUUUUUGGACCAAUUUAUGAGGAGGCAUUGCCUACUAAUUGGUUGAUGAUGCCAUUUUCACAUGUUGAUGUUUGGUUGGUGCUUCAUUUCCCUUUAAUAGAGCUAGUUAUAAGAUAUGAUAUAUUUGUCACAUAUAUGUACCGACAGAUGUAGCCUAUUGAAUAUGAUAAAAUAUGCAUUAAAUGCAUCCUCCAAUUGUAAAGUCUGUCUAUGCCUAUACAGGAGACAGUGUUGAGAGCAACAGCAUGAAGAGAGCAAAGAGGUCUCACCACCGCCACUUCUCUCAGAACAGUUAAGAUUAGAGUCUUAAAAUAAGUUGUAACAGUAAAUUGGAUCAAAUGAAGAAAGUGUAGAACACUAUUGUAAUCCUAUUGUUUCUCAUUGUGAGAAAACUGUGCAGAGGAAAGGGAGUGUUUAUAGAAUGUUAGCCUCUCUUUACUUUACAUAUCACUGUGCACCUUGUCUGUUUUGGUGUGUUUUGUUAGCUUCUAAUGUAAAGAUAUUCAAAUCUAAUCUAAUCAAAUUUUAUUUGUCACAUACACAUGGUUAGCAGAUGUUAAUGCGAGUGUAGCGAAAUGCUUGUGCUUCUAGUUCCGACAAUGCAGUAAUAACCAACAAGUAAUCUAGCUAACAAUUCCAAAACUACUACCUUAUAGACACAAUAUAUUGAGAUGACCUUGGAUUUUCAGUUAAUGUUAAAUAUCUUCUGUGAGGCUUCUCAUUUUAAAAACAAACAUUUUAUAGUUUAACAGUUGACAUGGUGGUACUGCUUCCCUCUCAGCCUGGUCUAACUCUUUCUGUGGGGAGAGUUUCAACUGGUCAGCUUAAAAACACACCAACUGUAUACACACAGGAGAGAAGCCUUACUCCUGCUCUUUGGAUGGCUGGGCGUAUAACACGAACAUCUAGCAACCCAAAGGUUGCAUGUUUGAAUCUCAUCACAGAUGACUUUAGCUUAUUUUAGCUAAUAAGCAACUUUGCAACGUCUUACUCCUUUUUAGAUACUACUUAGCAUGUUAGCUUAGCAAGCCGCUCCUUAGCAUGUUAGCUUAGCAUGCCGCUCCUUAGCAUGUUAGCUUAGCAUGCCACUCCUUAGCAUGUUAGCUUAGCAUGCCGCUCCUUAGCAUGUUAGCUUAGCAUGCCGCGCCUUAGCACGUUAGCUAAAAGUUUUUCCCCUAACCCUAAACUUAACCCAAAGCAUAGCCACCUAGCUAGCAUUAGCAACAAUAAAUUGUAAUUCGUAACAUAUUGAACAUUUGUAACAUAUUUUACAAAUUCCAAUUCAUAACAUAUCAUAUAAAUUGUAAUUUAUACGUCCUACAAUUUCUAUUCUACAUUACAUGACCAAAAGUAUGUGGACACCUGCGCAUCGAACAUCUCAUUCCAAAAACAUGGGUAUUAAUAUGGAGUUGGUCCCCCUUUUGCCGCUAUAACAGGCUCUUCCGGGAAGGCUUUCCACCAGAUGUUGGAACAUUACUGUGGGCACUUGCUUUCAUUCGGGUUGUCCCUCUAAAGUUCUCUGUGGGAAUGAACUAGUAGACACGACAUGUAUCAGAUAGAGAUGAUCAGUUUUCAACAUUAGUUUGGGGGGAUUAUUUUUGCUAUUAAACAACUGUUUAAUGAUACACAGGUUAUGAAACUACUACAUGUGUUUAUUAAGUUAUCUUUUAAAAACAUUUGUUUUAGUCAUUGAUAAUGAAUGUGUUUGGAUAACUGCAUAAGUUAAGUUAAUUGAUCUGCUAAUUAAAAAUAAAGUUACAUGAAUUUGUACUGGUCAAACUCUUCUGUUUUGUAUUCAGUUCUUCCAUUAUAGAUCUGACAGUAUGAAUGGUUCUUAUGGUUGUAUUCAGUUCUUCAUAUUAGAUCUGACAGUAUGAAUGGUUCUUAUGGUUGUAUUCAGUUCUUCAUAUUAGAUCUGACAGUAUGAAUGGUUCUUAUGGGCUGAGUGCCUGGAGUGUUUUGGUAUGACUACAGUCAGGAGUUCUCUCUGACGCUGUGAUGUCACCAGGACAGAACCACAUGUCUCUAUAACACUCCAGGCCAGGUGGCAGUGAUGCGCCUUUAACGUUGGUCUGAACAACACCAAUAAACAUCAAACAAGAAGAACGCACUCUCAGUGAUCAUGCCCCCUCCCCAUGCUGCAAAGCAAUCGAGAGCAAUAGUAAUGGUCUUUUUGUAGGC